UCCCAGGCGCCCUCGCGGCCGCUGAAGGUGAGGCGGCCGUCAUGUCGGUUUCGGCGACGGCGGCCUACCUGACCCACCAGCAGAAGGUGUUGCGGCUGUAUAAGCGAGCGCUGCGACACUUGGAGUCGUGGUGCAUCCACAGGGACAAAUACCGGUACUUUGCUUGUUUGAUGAGAGCCCGGUUUGAAGAACAUAAGAAUGAGAAGGAUAUGGUGAAGGCCACCCGGCUGCUGAGGGAGGCGGAGGAAGAAUUCUGGUACAACCAGCAUCCUCAGCCGUACAUCUUCCCUGACUCUCCGGGGGGCACCUCCUAUGAGAGGUACGAGUGUUACAAGGUUCCCGAGUGGUGCUUAGAUUACUGGCAUCCUUCCGAGAAGGCAAUGUAUCCUGAUUACUUUGCCAAGAGAGAGCAGUGGAAGAAGCUGCGGAGAGAAAGCUGGGAGCGAGAAGUAAAGCAACUGCAGGCGGAAACCCCGGCUGGUGGUCCCCGCACUGAAGCUUUGCCUCCGGCCCGCAAGGAAGGUGAUUUGCCCCCACUGUGGUGGUAUGUUGUGACCAGGCCCCGGGAGCGGCCCAUGUAGAGAGAGGAAGACACCUCACCAGUCAUGCUUGCAAGUGAAAUACAUUACAGAAAAUAUACACACUUGCCCUAAUAAAAGUAACUCAACGUGGUGGUA
This is a messenger RNA of Hipposideros armiger (great roundleaf bat), 677 nucleotides long. It is a transcript of the gene NDUFB9, whose product is annotated as NADH:ubiquinone oxidoreductase subunit B9. The record is from RefSeq and is a predicted model, not a curated record. Lineage: Eukaryota; Metazoa; Chordata; Mammalia; Chiroptera; Hipposideridae. The transcript is spliced from 4 exons. Bases 42 to 581 code for a protein of 179 amino acids. Gene Ontology annotation, cellular component: respiratory chain complex I. Gene Ontology annotation, biological process: mitochondrial electron transport, NADH to ubiquinone.